UAUACAUAUAUUCUGUAUAUACGUAUAUAUAUUAUGAACUUCGUUUCACGUCAGAAUAGCAACUAACCUAGGAAUUCGCAAACCCUAGCAAUUCUGGCACGAUCAAUUACCCCUAAACAACUACAGUGCUAAACUCUGGGUCUGCUAAGUAGCAUAUGAAUGGAAAAUCGAGGCCAAAAAAGAACUGAAGACGUAGACGAAUUGCCAGCAGAUAAGCGUCCGUGCAGUUCGUUAGAAUUUCGGCCAAGUUCCUCAAAUUCGUCACCUCAAACACCGAUGAGUACUGCUCAUGAAUCUCAGGAUGGUGACAUGGACACAUCGUCGUCAACUUCCGGAUCACUUAGAUCUGAGGGUGGUGAGGGGGAGAAAGAAUCUGUGUACGGCUCUUGUGAUUCUGAUAAUGGUGUUCACGACUACUAUAGGCAUAGAAUAGGGAAUGAUCAAAGCAAGUUUAAGAAAAUGCUUUCUAGUUUAAGCGAGGAGGUGGAUGAAUCAGGGCAGUUGGCUUUACUCACAGAGCUCUGUGAAUUGUUGUCCUUCUGUAGUGAUAGUUCUUUAUCGAGCCUAAUGGUGGACUCGUUUUCGCCGAUACUUGUUCGAUUGUCGAGACACGAGAGCAACCCGGAUAUAAUGCUCCUAGCUAUAAGGGCUCUAACUUAUUUGUGUGAUGUUAAUUCGCGAUCCUCAGGUUUUCUUGUGAGACAUGAUGCAGUUCCUGUUCUUUGUCAAAGAUUAAUGACAAUGGAAUUCCUCGAUGUGGCAGAACAAUGUUUACAAGCAUUGGAGAAAAUAUCACGCGAACAACCACUUGCUUGCUUGCAGUCUGGCGCAAUAAUGGCUGUUUUAAGAUAUAUUGAUUUCUUUUCAACUAGUGUGCAGAGGGUUGCACUUUCUACUGUGUUCAAUAUAUGCAAGAAACUCUCUCCCGAAUCUCCUGCACUUUUCAUGGAUGCAGUUCCAAUUUUAUGUAAUCUUCUCCAAUACGAGGAUAGACAGCUUGUUGAGAGUGUGGCAAGUUGCUUGAUCAAAAUAGGGGAUCAAGUCCGUCGUUCUCCUGAUUUGUUGGAUGAAAUGUGUAAACCUGGACUGGUUCAGCACACUCUACAUCACAUUGGUUUAAAUAGCCGAACUACCCUUUCUCAACCAACUUAUAUUGGGUUGGUAGGAUUACUCGUCAAGUUGGCUGCUGGCUCUACUGUUGCUUUCAGGACACUUUUUGAACUCAAUAUAAGCAACACUUGUAAAGACAUACUGUCAUCUUACGACCUGUCACACAAAGUGCAGUCUACUCUAACUGUGGAUGGGCAUCACAAUCGGAUACAUGAAGUUUUGAAGUUGUUGAAUGAGCUUCUUCCAACAAAUAGUCCAGAACAGGAUAGCCAGCAAAAGUCGGAGAAAGAAGAUUUUCUUUUUAGCCAUCCUGAUAUUCUGAAGAAGUUUGGAGUUGACUUACUCCCUACCUUGAUUCAGGUGGUGAAUUCUGGUAUGAAUCUGUUCAUGUGUUACGGCUGUUUAUCUAUUAUCAAUAAGUUAGUUCACUGGACCACAUCUGAUGGACUUCAUAGGUUGCUACAAACUGCUAACUUUUCAAGUUUUCUGGCUGGAAUGUUCACGAGAAAGGAUCAUCAUGUGAUAUUAUUGGCCCUUCAGAUUGUUGAUGCAAUAAUGCUCAAGCUUCCGCAUGUUUACUUGAACUCCUUUAUCAAAGAAGGAGUUCCUUACUCCCUCUAUGUGUUAUUUUCGCCAGAUAAAGAUUUGAAGGGCUCUCCAGUUUUCGAUGGUAUAGGGGUGGAAAAUGACUCAGCUCUGAAACCAGCUUCCCGAGGUGUCCAUAGAUGCCCAUGCUUUGCAUUUGAUAUAUGUCAGUCGUCAAAGUCUCCAGAAAAUGGGACCUGCAAGCUUGAGAAAGAUACUGUUCAGAUUCUUGCGAAACGUAUAUGGAUUAGUUACUUUGAAACGGAAUCGGUUAACCCUGAGAAAGGAGUAACCGAUGUUCUUCAGAAGCUCAGAACCUUAUCCACUGCAUUAACAGUCCUGGUGAACGAGUCCCAGGAAGAAGCAACAUCUAGUAAACUGGAGGAGGAUUUUUUUGAUCUUUUGCAUCAAAUCAUGUCGGAGCUUAAAGAAGAAGAUUAUAUCUCCACUUUUGAGUUUGUGGAGAGUGGACUUAUAAAAUCAUUAGUCGAUUACCUAUCAAAUGGCAGGCAUAUUGGACAAGAAGUUACUCAUGCAGCAGAUCACUUUUGCACUAUGGGAAAAAGAUUUGAGGUUUUCGGACAACUAUUAAUGUCAUGUACCGAUCCAGCUUCAGAGAAAUCUUUAAUUCUGGCACUAAUACAGAGAUUGCAGAAUGCUCUCUCGUCUGUUGAAAAUUUCCCUGUUAUCCCAAGUCAUGCAUAUAGGACUAGGAAUUAUUAUGCCACUGUUCCAUCUGGGCAUUGCACUCCAUACCCAUGUCUGAAAGUUCAGUUUGUGAGGGAAAAAGAGGAGAACUGUCUGCGUGACUAUGCUGAUGAUAUUGUCAAUGUUGACCCCUUUGUGCCUCUGGAGGAAAUUGAAGGAUAUUUGUUGCCUAGAGUGAGAAAUGAUAAAACUGUGAAUUCGACUUUGAGAUCUGAAGAUUCAAAGCUGAAAGAUAGCACAUGUUCUCCUUCACCAUCAGAUUCAAGCACUCCCCGAGCCAAAAGUGCAGACGAUAUAGCACCCAUGGUUGAUGUUGACGAACUGCAGGUUUAUACUCGUCUACGACAAUUCAAGCUGGAGGUGAAACCUAAUGUGUUGUCUUCACCAACAAAUAUAUCCAGUUCCGCACAAAAAGUUAUGGACGCAGUAGAGGAUUCGGUUGAUCAAGAGGGGCAUAAUCCUCUUCAACAAGAGGCCAGUACGAGCACUGACAGUGAAGAUACUCCAGCAAGUUUGCAGCUUUAUUUGGAAGGGCAGGAACUGAACUGUAAGUUGACGCUAUACCAGUCUAUUCUCAAGCAGCAGACCGGAACAGAACAUGAUAGUAUGUCGAUUGCAACCUUGUGGAGUCGUGUAUACAAAAUAACUUACGGAAGACACGCCACAACCGAAAGAAUUCACUGCAAGCGCAGUCAUGACGAGUUUACACUUUCUCUUUUAUGUGAAAAGACCUUUUCUCAGUACACUCCAUAUUUCUGCCGCAUGUUCCUUUCUAAUGCUGAAGCUGAGGAAUUAGGUCCAAGUUAUGAUGUAAUAUCGCUUCUAAAAAGCUUGGAAGGAAUAAACAGAUUGAGAUUCCAUCUGAUGUCUCGUGAGACAACACGUGUAUUUGCUGAAGGAAGAACAGACGAUCUGAAUAAGUUAAACUCUGCAAUUUGCGAAGUUCACCAAAACGAGUUUGUCAACAAGAAAUUGACAGAAAAAUUGGAACAGCAGAUGCGGAAUCCUAUUGCUGCCUCAGUUGGAGCCAUGCCUGCAUGGUGUACAUUGUUAAUGAAUUGGUGCCCGUUUCUAUUCGGUUUUGAAGCAAGGUGCAAGUAUUUCCAUAUAGCAGCAUUAGGGCGUUUGCCAAAUCAUACUCAAUCUACGUCUCAUGGUAAUAAUGGUGGUGGCUCGAGUGGCAGACAUCAAAAUCCACGCAAGAAGAUUUUGGUGCACCGCAAUAAAAUAUUGGAAUCUGCUGCCCAUAUGAUGGAACUGCAUUCCCGUCAGAAGGUUGUUCUUGAGGUGGAAUAUAGUGAAGAGGUGGGUACUGGUCUUGGCCCCACAUUGGAAUUUUAUACAUUAGUUUGCCACGAGUUUCAAAGAAGUGGCUUAGGUAUGUGGAGAGAUGACUGUUUGGUCUCUCUUUUUGGUCUAUUCCCCCGCCCUUGGUCACCUUCAUCGAGCAGCACAGUGCAUUCCGAAGUGAUUAAAAAGUUUACUCUAUUGGGACAUAUAGUUGCUAAAGCUAUUCAAGAUGGUAGGCUUUUAGAUCUUCCAUUUGCAAAGGCUUUCUAUAAACUCAUUUUGGGGAAGGAACUUUCUCUGUACGACAUCCAAUCAUUUGAUCCUGCAUUAGGUAGGGCUCUUUUAGAGUUCCAGGCUGUUGUUGAGAGGAAGCAGUAUUUGAAGUCCCAUUGUGAGGACAGUUCACGUGAUGUUGACGUGCUCUUGAGAAACACGAAAAUCGAGGAUAUGUGUCUUGAUUUUAGCCUUCCUGGGUAUCCGGAUUAUGUUCUUGCAUCUGGGCUUGACUCAAAGAUGGUGAAUCUCCAUAAUUUGGAAGAAUAUGUUGCGCUGAUGGUCGAUGCGACAACAAAAUCUGGAAUUGCUAGACAAGUGGAGGCAUUCAAGUCAGGUUUUGAUCAGGUCUUCCCUAUAAGACAUCUUAAGGUUUUCACGGAAGAAGAAUUGGAGCGUUUACUAUGUGGAGAACACGUGAUAUGGAAUUCGGACGAGCUUUUGGAUCAUAUCAAAUUUGACCAUGGGUACACAAUCAGCAGUCCUCCAAUUGCAAACCUACUGGAGAUUAUGAAAGAGUUUGAUCUGAAGCAGCAACGAGCAUUCUUGCAGUUUGUGACUGGUGCACCCCGUCUUCCAACUGGAGGAUUGGCUUCUCUCAGCCCUAAUUUGACAAUUGUUCGCAAGCAUUGUAGCAAGGGGAUAGAUGACGACUUGCCUAGUGUGAUGACGUGUGCAAAUUAUCUGAAGCUUCCACCAUACUCGUCAAAAGAAGUUAUGAGAGAGAAGCUCUUGUAUGCUAUAACAGAGGGACAAGGAUCAUUUCAUCUUUCGUAAUCUCCGUUUCGUGGCUGAAGAGUUAUAUAAAAAGUGUAUAUAUAUGGAUUUUAAGUUUAUUUAGUGAUUGUACAUAAUUUGGAUUUUAGAUGGAAAAAGCGGAAACACUUUGGUCGUUCACUCUGGGUUCGAAUACGGUGUAUAUAUUUGGCUACUUAACACGAGUAGACGAGGUCAAUGUUUAGGGCAUGCAUAUAACAUCUUUCUCGUUAUAACCGCAUAUAACAUCUUUCUCGUUAUAACUGCAUAUAACAUCUUUCUCGUUAUAACUGCAUAUAACGUCUUUCUCGUUAUAACUGCA
Molecule: messenger RNA, 5044 nt
Organism: Erythranthe guttata (spotted monkey flower)
Lineage: Eukaryota; Viridiplantae; Streptophyta; Magnoliopsida; Lamiales; Phrymaceae
Gene: UPL4
Product: ubiquitin-protein ligase 4
Biological process (GO): proteasome-mediated ubiquitin-dependent protein catabolic process; protein polyubiquitination
Molecular function (GO): ubiquitin protein ligase activity
Source: RefSeq, a predicted model, not a curated record